UGGCACAAGCCCCUUCAUGUACCCGGGUUUGUGGGCCGUGGAGAUCCUUCAUAGCACGGCGACCCUGUCCCCAGAGGGUGUCUGCGGCUUGUAUAGGCUCAGGCUUAUGCACCGUCUAAAUAUUUUCCUGUCCCACUUUGGCCACUCUGGCUGGGUGGGCCUCCUUUUUCUUUGCUGUUUACGAACGAGGACUUCCAUUUGGUGGUUUUCGAGUUGCAGCAAAUAUUUUGGAGUUCGGAAGAUUCAUUUUAUUACUUUCUAACGUCCUAAAGGUAGUCUGCAAUUUGAUUGAUUUACUGGUGUAUUCUUUUAUGGCUUGCAGAGAUUUAAUACUUGGUUUCCAUGUCGGUAAAGAUUCUUAACAAUGACUUGGUUACAUGAACAUUGUUGUUUUAUUGCUCGAAAGGUGAAUGUAUCUUGUAGAUGUGUGAACCUGAUUCUUAUGUGUCCAAGUUAUAU
Molecule: messenger RNA, 459 nt
Organism: Desarmillaria tabescens
Lineage: Eukaryota; Fungi; Basidiomycota; Agaricomycetes; Agaricales; Physalacriaceae
Exons: 1
Coding region: 17-262 (81 amino acids)
Source: RefSeq, a predicted model, not a curated record